Molecule: messenger RNA, 1580 nt
Organism: Aphanomyces astaci
Lineage: Eukaryota; Oomycota; Saprolegniomycetes; Saprolegniales; Verrucalvaceae
Exons: 2
Coding region: 1-507 (168 amino acids)
Molecular function (GO): nucleic acid binding
Source: RefSeq, a predicted model, not a curated record
AUGUUUCUGGCGGCCGUUGCUCGCCCACGUUACGACCCCCACAAGAAGCAAAUGUUCGACUGCAAGAUCGUCAUUUGGCCGUUCGUCGAGGAAGAGGCUGCGGUUCGUUCAAGCAAGAAUCGUCCCAAAGGCACGCUCGAGCUGACGUUCCAGAGCGUCAACGCUGACGUGUAUCAAGACAUGGUCAUGGACGAGGUCGUGCCAGCGAUCCAAGUCAAGAUGCCAAGGGGUGUGGUUGUCAAGUUGCAGCAAGAUAACGCAAGCCCCCACAGGUGUAUGACGACCGAGCUCAUUGCUCGUCAUGGCGUUGACAGUAUCGAAGUUGCCAACCAGCCACCAAAUAGCCCUGACUUCAACGUCCUAGACUUAGGAUUCUUUAAUUCUAUUCAAAGUCUGCAGCAGCAAAAGGUCGCUCGGUCAAUUGGCGAGCUGAUUGCUGCUGUGGAAGAGGCAAAAUACCUGCAGAGUUGGCACUUUCCGAGCCAAAACGAUCGACUCGUGCACUGAUACAGUAUAUACUUUAGCUCAGUUAUUAACUUUCGACAGUUCAUCCAGCGCUAGGACGUCAAGGCAGCAGUUGCAUGGUUGAGCCAGGAACCGGGGUAAAGUACUUGUUCUUAUCUCGAGGGGUCAGCCAGUUCGGGUCGCAGUACGAAGUGCACGUAUGGUGCGCGAAGAAUGUGCUUAUACCGAGGUCGCCGAGAUCCGUGGGGCCGUACUUCCGCGACGGCGACAUGAUCACCGGGUCCGUCAGCACUACGCCGCGCGAGUACACGCCGCCUUGGAGGUCACAGAGAAGCACACAGCGGUGGCUCAUAUGGUAGCUAAAGUGACUUAGGGAUUGAAGCCACUUGCAGUGGUUACGGCUGUUAUUAGUCCAUCCCGUGUUCGAGUUGAACUUGGCAAUGUUGGCAAUGUACGGCUCCACUAGCGCCAGUUCCCCUGGCGGACGGCCAAACCCGGCUUGCACUGUCCAUAGAGAUGGCACGUUCACCCAGACCUGGCCGCGGCCUUGAUUGAUGUCGGCGGUGUUGAACUCGUCCACGAUCGCCAGCGCGCGACCGACCACCUGCGCUUCAUGCGCGAAGUACCGCUCUUGGAAUACACACCCCGAUCGAAAUAGCUUGAGAACGCACGGCUUACCUUGGCGGUCCCCGUCCGCGUACUUGCCGCGGUACACGGUCUUGAACGAGCCGGAGGCAAACGGUUGCGUCAUGUCCAUGUGCGCCCAAGUCGACUCGUUAUUCGUGCGGCCACAAAGCGGGAGCAUCACAAUGAGAAUCGCACUCUAAUCGACGUGUGUUUCUAACGGGCACGUGUGGCAGCGAUUGCCACCGACGACUCGUCCCAGGGACAACGUGAGGAUGUCGUCAGAGGAGUUUGUCGACUCAUCGAGACGCUGGGUGGUGCAGCAACCUGAGGGGUGAUGACUAGGAAGGCAACCUAUCGACACACACGCACGUCCAGGAGUAGAUCACAUUGCACGUGCAUGUCGGCAGUGAUCAUGCAGAAGCACUAACUAGAGGUACUGCAUGAACGAACCCUUUGACAACAAGGCGGCGUGUCGACGCACAGUCAAA